GACACGUCUCCCAGAGAAGGUCAUAGACGUCACGCUACCCUAGUCUGGACAAGGAGAGUUCUGCACCAUCACCACCACCACCUCCGAAGAUGAAAGCUGGAGACUUGCCCGACAUCGAUGACAAAGCCACACCGGCGCCGCCACAAGAAGGAUUACCAGGGUACAGCAUCGUAGCUCCAGGUUCAGAACUAUCCACUUUGCCAUCGGCGGAGUUGUUUGAAAUGAACCAAGUUGCGAUGCAGGACGCCGAGCAGCCUCCGGACAUCCCAUUGAUAGGUUUAUUAACCAAGCUUUCGGACCUACAGGAAGAGUAUAUCCGAGGUAAUCAGACAUUCGUGAAGCAGAUCAGUCGGCUGGUCCAGCAAGGGUAUCUGGGCGUACGUCGAACGCGUGGAGACGGUGACUGUUUUUAUCGCGCUUUCGCAUUCGCAUACAUCGAACGCCUACUCAAGGCUCCAGAGCCUUUCCGGGAGACUCUCGUUCAAGACACGCUUACGGUACUCGGGCGCAGUGUACAGCUUCUGCAGAACGUCGGCUAUGAGGCAUUGGUGUACGAAGAUUUUUACGAAACUCUGGUACACACGAUCAAGCGCAUCAUCAAUGCCCGACCCGAUGUGCCGAAACUCACUCAGCGCGGGCUGCUGGACGCGUUUAACGACACACCUAUCUCGAACUCGAUCAUGAUAUAUAUGCGCUACGUGACAUCCGCGCAGAUCAAGGUCGAUCCUUUCAGCUACGCACCGUAUCUAUACAAUCCCGAUGAACCCUACGCUGAUGAACCCAUGAACCCCGCGGAUUUCUGUAACCACUUCGUCGAGUGCAUGGGCAAGGAAGCCGACCACGUCCAGAUCACCGCUCUGACGACUGCGCUCAAAGUGAACGUUCGCGUUGCGUACCUUGAUGGGCAUGAGCACGGUAAAGGCCCAACGGCGGAUCCGGACACAAGCCCCAUUAAUUUCGUCAGCUUUGAUAACGGUGAAGGUGAAGAGCUUGAGGCAGUGACGCUUCUCUACAGACCCGGGCACUACGAUGUUCUCUCGCGCAUGAGCGAAGAUCCUCAGGAGUCGUUUUAGCUUCUGCAUAAGCUCGAGAUGACAUGAAAUUAUUGUGUUCAUGGUAUGCUGGCACCGUUCUGCCAGCGGCCUUCUCUGUAGCAUGUCGAAACGAACAGAUAAUGAUUCCAUGCACUCGC
This is a messenger RNA of Phanerochaete carnosa HHB-10118-sp, 1192 nucleotides long. RefSeq lists its product as uncharacterized. Gene Ontology annotation, molecular function: cysteine-type deubiquitinase activity; ubiquitin binding. The record is from RefSeq and is a predicted model, not a curated record. Gene Ontology annotation, cellular component: nucleus. NCBI's taxonomy places the organism in Eukaryota, Fungi, Basidiomycota, Agaricomycetes, Polyporales, Phanerochaetaceae. Gene Ontology annotation, biological process: protein K48-linked deubiquitination. The transcript is spliced from 10 exons. The coding region runs from base 90 to 1073 and encodes 327 amino acids.